AAUAUAAAGUUCAACCAAUGAGAAGUAGACAAGUUAUAAAUGUAAUGUCCAAUCCAAGGUCUCAAAAAGUAUGUAAAUAUAUCAAAGGUGUACCUUUGUUUCUCUGCAAACGAAUAUCGAGAGAGGACUAUGUUUACUCUGGUUCUAUCUGCUACUUGAUGCUUUUUAUUGACCACUAUCUCAUGCGGCACCCAUUUCUGUGAUAUAUUUUCGAUCUUUCUUCUUCUAUAUAUCAAACAUUUUUUUGCUCCCUUAUUUGAUUACUUUUCAUUUAGUAAUCUAAAUUUCACAAAGUAAACACAAUAGACUAAUACAUUCUGUAUUCAUAAACCAUAUAUUAUAAAUUAAAAAAUUGGCAAGAAAAAGAGAGACAGUGAUUAUGAUUUUGUAGUGGUUUAAAUAUGUACAUUCAUCAGAAGUUUGACUAAAGUAAAGAUGAUUUAAAUUCAAAGGUUGAACUUAACCACAUAAAUGGGCCCAGCUAUGAUUAGCAAAGAACGUGAAGCGAGAGCUCGGCCCAACUCUCGCGUGCGAUUACUGCUUGCUCCAGUCUAGGGGCAAAAUAUGAAAUUAAUAAACCUUAGGGGUUGAUUUAUCAUUCUGAUUCUCUCUAGGGGUUUGGUUUGUCAUUUUAUAUAUUUUUAAUUUCCGAUGAAAUGCUUUUGAAAUUCUCGCUAGCCGUCGUUCUUCUUCUUCUUCUUCUUCUUCUUCUUCAUCUCUCCCCCGCCUACUGACUUUAAUUUCAAAUUUAUCGAGCAGCUUGAACUCGGAGGCAGGUUUCAUCUUCGAUCACGAUGGAGAUGGAGGAAGGAGAAGGGAGUACAGAGGAGAAGUACGACGUAGACAUCGCGACCACGGCUUCUUCACUAGGCGGCUCCGGCGUCUUCCAUAUCAUCAAUGACAUUCUCGGUUUCGUCCUCUAUAUGCACCAGCAGAUCCCUUCGGUGUUGCAAGACAUGAGUCUUGACUUUGAUGGCUUGCAAACAGAGUUUACUGAUUUGGAGGCGAAUCUUACACAACCGGAUGUGAAGCCGCUGGUCAGGAGAAAACUAUUGAGUAGGAAAAGAGAGGUGAAGCAUGAGAUUAAGAAAAUGCAGAAACUGAUGAGCACCAUCUCUACUCUCCGAAGCGCUCUACAGUUAUUGAUCCGUGAAGCUCCUGGCGUUCAGAGAGUUGUGUUGAUUCUUGGUGGUAGUCCAUUACGCCCUCAAAAAGCUUAUGAGUUGUUCUUCACACACAGUGUUGAUGUUUUGAGAUUUGAAGGUGAUUUUUCCAAAAACAAAGCUACAGAAGCUCUUUCCAAAAAGACUAUCCGAGCACUGAUCUCGACGGGUGCUGGAUCAACUUCAUGCCCAGGUCCAAUGAGGCUCUUUAUAUUGGUUCAAGCUCCACCUUCUUUGAAUCUUCCCCAACAUUUCCUUCCUAAACGUGACUUCAGAUACAACAGAAAGUUUGUGCCUCUAAAGUUGCGGUUCAAGUGCAAAACUCAAGAUAACGAGACAAAUUCUCCGUUCAACUACGACACAAAUGAUCUAAUAUGGUUUCAGUGUCGACAUGUGAUAAAGGGCUUAGCUUUCCAGCAACCAGUUGAAGAAUAAUAAGACUCUAGUUUUCGUUUCUGUCUAUUGCAACUACACUCUAUCACUUCCUCGUUACUUCUCUAAUUCAAUCUUUGAGAAUUCAUCUACUCUUUUAUGGGUCCACUCACACCUUACCAAACUUUCCUGUCACAUUUUAGAAGAAACAAAAGAUGUCUAGCCAUUGUGUAAUAUUGCAUACUCUAUUCCUUGAAAGUCAAGAACCUUUUCCGUAAA
This is a messenger RNA of Brassica rapa (field mustard), 1814 nucleotides long. RefSeq lists its product as uncharacterized. Gene Ontology annotation, cellular component: nucleus. Gene Ontology annotation, biological process: regulation of exit from mitosis. Lineage: Eukaryota; Viridiplantae; Streptophyta; Magnoliopsida; Brassicales; Brassicaceae. The record is from RefSeq and is a predicted model, not a curated record.